GAUCUACACUAAUUAAAACAAACAAACAAAAAGGUACUUUCCUCUACCCAAACCUCUGUUCUUCGUAAUGCAUUUGUUUUGCAACAUUUGAUAGAAAAUCGCUUAUUUUUCGCUUUCGUUUAAGUGUUUAAGUAAGGAAAAUGGCAGGAAAAGGUGGUAAAGGGCUUGUAGCGGGGAAGACAACAGCUGCGGCGGCUGCUAACAAAGAGAAAGACAAGAAGAAGCCGAUCUCUCGUUCAUCUCGCGCUGGUCUGCAGUUUCCAGUGGGAAGAAUUCACCGUCAGCUCAAGACCAGAACCUCAGCCCAUGGUAGAGUUGGAGCUACAGCAGCUGUUUACUCUGCUGCAAUUCUGGAAUACCUGACUGCAGAGGUUCUUGAAUUAGCUGGUAAUGCCAGCAAGGAUCUUAAAGUGAAGAGAAUCACCCCCAGGCACUUGCAACUUGCCAUUCGUGGAGACGAGGAACUUGACACCCUUAUCAAAGGUACCAUUGCUGGUGGUGGUGUCAUCCCUCACAUUCACAAAUCCCUCAUAAACAAAACCACCAAGGAGUGAAAUUCUCCUGCUUUAUCUAGAUGUAUCUUGACUUUUGAGAUUGCCCAUCUUAGUGUUUUUUCCCUGUUUUAUUUGGAUUGAUAUAGUACUUGCUGGUCAUGUUCGAGUAGAAUAACCUAUGUGAUGUAUUGAACAUAUUAGUUGGUAUUUUUAUUUUGUUGGUUUUAGUUGGUA
This is a messenger RNA of Lycium ferocissimum, 728 nucleotides long. Its product is annotated as probable histone H2A variant 1. The transcript has 3 exons. Lineage: Eukaryota; Viridiplantae; Streptophyta; Magnoliopsida; Solanales; Solanaceae. Bases 141 to 554 code for a protein of 137 amino acids. Gene Ontology annotation, molecular function: structural constituent of chromatin; DNA binding; protein heterodimerization activity. The record is from RefSeq and is a predicted model, not a curated record. Gene Ontology annotation, cellular component: nucleosome.